AUGCUGAAGAUACCACAGAUAUCAACCUUGAAACGACAGCAGAACAAGAAACACAAGAACACAAGAAAAGAGAUUGUCUUGCGUAAGUAAAACUGAGAAACCCCAUUUGGUAGAACAGAUAAAGAAAGACAUACUAAUAAGAAUUAACUGGUAAAGUAUUUCUCAGACAUCGCAACUACCAGAAGUGAUGUUGGAGAUACCACAGAUAUCAAUCUUGAAACGCCAGCAGAACAAGAAACACAAGAACACAAGAACAAAGAUUGUUUCGCGUAA
Hymenoscyphus albidus is the source of this 273-nucleotide messenger RNA. The record is from the annotation of a GenBank genome assembly. Lineage: Eukaryota; Fungi; Ascomycota; Leotiomycetes; Helotiales; Helotiaceae.